Molecule: messenger RNA, 942 nt
Organism: Adineta ricciae
Lineage: Eukaryota; Metazoa; Rotifera; Eurotatoria; Adinetida; Adinetidae
Source: the annotation of a GenBank genome assembly
AUGAGUAAUGUUUAUCGCUUUUUACUACUAAAGUUUUACAUCAUCUUGAAUAUCAUCAAUUGUAUACAAACACUUCCGAAUGGCUAUUUAUUAGGAGCAUCAUAUAAUCCUGUAUCGGGCUCGAAUGCAAUAUUCAAAAUUAAUCCAUUAGAUGGAAAAUUUGCGGUGCUUACACCUUUGACCAGCUACAAAGCAUAUGAUGUUACAUAUGAUUUUAUUCAUAAAGUUUUAUACGUUUUCGGUAGUCAAGCAUCAUCAGAAAAUGAAGCGGAGCUAUCAGUGAUGGUGAUUAACCCGUUAAAUGGUACGCAAAAGUAUCGACCAAUUACAUUAGAACCUGAUGCUGAUAUAUUUAAUUUGAGCGUUGAUAGCAGCACAGAAAUGUUAUAUUCAGUACAAAUAGAUGACUCACCAGAAAAUCCAAUAAGUAUCGUUCAGAUCGACACAAGGGAAUUUAUAGCUAAACGAUGGGUUAAUAUAACCGGAGCUGACGGUAUACGAGCUGAUUGUAUGGCUGUAUUUUUUAAUGCAUCAGUUCAUCAAUAUUUUGGAGCAGUUCUCUUUGAAGAUGUUUAUAUUGUUGGUAUUGAUGUGCCAAAACAAAAAAUUAUUAGUAAUGUCACAAAUACAAAUUUACCAUCAUAUCUAUGUUAUGAUAAUAAAACGGAUGCUUUUUAUGGUAUGCAAAAGGCUCAGAGAGAACGUGGUUGCAGUUUAGUACGCUUGAAUCCAUAUAAUGGUUCUAUGGAUGUUAUAUCGAAAUAUUUUGAUGAUUAUUUACCAUCGAGUGGUGAUUGUUAUAACGGAUAUUAUUUUACAAUGAUUGUUAAAGGCUUCGACGAUCAGAAUAUUGUCACCUUUGAUUUGAGCGAUAACGCAAAAGUAAUAGCAAAUAUACGAGUAAAGUCCUACUUGAAUGCAUUUGCAUUUGCUCCGAAUUAA